Messenger RNA from Manihot esculenta (cassava), 1354 nucleotides. Its product is annotated as esterase-like. NCBI's taxonomy places the organism in Eukaryota, Viridiplantae, Streptophyta, Magnoliopsida, Malpighiales, Euphorbiaceae. The record is from RefSeq and is a predicted model, not a curated record. Gene Ontology annotation, molecular function: hydrolase activity, acting on ester bonds. Bases 131 to 1306 code for a protein of 391 amino acids. The transcript is spliced from 5 exons.
AGCACAAAAUCUUAACGCUACAUGAUCAAGAGAUUCAGGACAAAAUCCCUUUAUCAUUUUACUAAUAUGUGAGUAUAAAUCAAACAUAUCCUUCACCACCACUUUCAUCAUCUCAAUUUUGCUAAUUAGAAUGGAGUUUUCUGGCACUAAUCUCUCUUUUUGCUUUCUUUUUAUCGCUUUUGCUACCAUUUUGAACCCUAUUUUUGCUCUGAAAAGCUGUGAGUUUCCGGCCAUCUUUAACUUCGGUGACUCGAAUUCCGAUACCGGUGCAAUGCCGGCUGCCUUCCUUCCCCCUAACCCUCCUUAUGGAAAGACUUAUGUUCAGAUGACUCCAGAGAGGUAUUCUGAUGGAAGACUGAUUAUAGAUUUUACGGUUUUGAAUAAACUGUCAGCCCAGAGUUUGAAUCAUCCCUAUCUGAGUGCAUAUCUUAAUUCCAUGGGGACAAACUUCAGCCGUGGUGCGAAUUUUGCAGCAGCAGGAUCCACAAUCAGAAUACCAACUAGCAUUAUACCUCAUGGGAUAUCUAGUCCAUUCUCUCUAGACGUGCAGCUCCAGCAAUUCUUGCAAUUCAAACUCAAAUCACAAUUGAUAAGGAAGCAAGGUGGUGUGUUUGCAACAUUGAUGCCAAAGGAAGAACUUUUUCCCAAGGCUUUGUACACGUUUGAUAUUGGUCAAAAUGAUAUUGGAGAUGCAUUGUUGAGCAAAUUGACAAUUGAGGAAGUGAAUGCAUCUGUUCCAGAUGUUGUGAACAGGUUCUCAGCAAACAUCCAGAGUAUCUACAACUUGGGAGGCAGAACAUUUUGGAUUCACAACACAGGACCAAUUGGCUGUCUUCCUUAUAUUUUAGCUAAUUUUCCAUCAGAAAAGGACGAUGCAGGCUGUGCAAAACCUUACAAUGAAUUAGCUCAAUACUUUAAUGCAAAGCUGAAUGAGUCCAUAGUUCAUCUCAGGAAGAAUUAUCCUUGGGCUGCAUUCAUAUACGUCGAUGUCUAUUCUGUCAAGUAUUCUUUAUACACCACACCCAUAAAAUAUGGGUUUGAGCUUCCAUUAAUGGCAUGUUGUGGGUACGGAGGAAUGUACAACUACAGCAAUAAUGCAGGAUGUGGAGCUAAAAUUGUGGUGAAUGGAAGUGAAGUAGUUGUGGGGUCGUGUGAUCGGCCAUGGGUUCGAGUCAAUUGGGAUGGGAUUCAUUAUACUGAGGCAGCCAACAAGUUUGUGUUUGAUCAAAUUUCAAGUGGAGCAUUUUCUCAACCACCUGUUCCUUUAAGUAUGUCAUGUAUGAGGUUUAAUAAUAUUGCAUUUUGACAUCAUUUCUGGUCAGAAAUACAAUUUCUGUUUUUCCUGUUGAGUUAA